Hydatigera taeniaeformis is the source of this 3318-nucleotide messenger RNA. NCBI's taxonomy places the organism in Eukaryota, Metazoa, Platyhelminthes, Cestoda, Cyclophyllidea, Taeniidae. The record is from the annotation of a GenBank genome assembly.
AUGUGGUCAGGUGUAUCAAUGACGUGGAUCGGACCCAACCAACUCCUCGAGGAGACUUUUAUCCGAGAUUUCGAUUCUUCUUCGUCGGAGGCUAAUCUGAGGGCCAUUCGGAGUAUCCGAAAUUUCAUCACCGCCAAUCCGGUCAACAAGCGAAUUGUUGUCGAAAACGACCUUAUCCGAGGGAGAAUUAUGUCUCUCACUGCGGCUUUUUCAACAACCGCCGACUAUUCGUCCACCUUCAAGAGGAACUUCCUGUGUAUGUACGCCAGCUUCUUGCGUGAAAGCUCUGCUUUCGCUGAGGAAUUGUGCAAGCAGAGGGACUUUCUAAAUGACCUCCUCGAUGCAGUCAAUACAAGCUGUGGAAGCUCUGAUCCCCCAUUGCGUGAGGCAAUCAUGCUCUUCCUCAAAACUCUCUUCGAAGCUGACAACCUAGACCAGGACUUUGAAUCGUUGCCUGCGUUUAAGAAAAUCACCGCUCUGGAGAUUUUCACGAUUGAUCGGUUAACUGAUCUUAUCCACCUCAACGAGGUGCUUUUUGAGGCAUUGCGAAGGGGCGUUGAAAGGGUCCAAGGCAGUGCAAGUGCGAGCGCUCUCGUUUGCCUCACAAAACUGCUCGCCCUCCUCUCCUCGUGCGCUACGCUAGCGGAACGAGGAGGCGCGGCGCUGCUGCGCAUGGCCCAUCGCGGCGUCAUGGCCACUGCCUGUCCACGCCAUGCACCUCUCCAGCGCCAGGAUCGCGGUCUCAUUCUUCCUUUCGACUUGGCAAAUUCGGCGCCCUGUCCCGAUGCUGCUACCCACGCAGUUGCCAGGUUUUCGCUCAAAAUAUUAUUCUUCGCCAUCUACCAUGUCUCCUUGGCGUUUGAAACGUUUAAAGGUGUGGUGUGCGAAACGGACCCGCGAGCUCUAAUUUCCAUUUACUCUCAUCUCUCCCAACCCUACUCCCGCUGCCAUCUGGGCCUUCGGGGUGGGUCGAAGAUAAGCUCACUCUGUCGCCACCGCGAGACGCACAGCGAUCACGUCAUCUACCGUCUCAGCGACCGAUCUCUCGAAGAGAAUAACAGCAUUGUUGAAAAUGGUAUCUAUGACGAUGAAGAGACAGAACCCGAAGCGGAGAUGGUGGACUCACUGGGUCUUUGUUCUCCCGACGGAGCUUUUGGCCUCUCGGGCACUGGAGACCGCACCAUGUGUCUCCUUGUGGGCCUACUAAGGGGUGUUCUGUUCUGGCGUUGUUGCUGCUCCCCUGUUGCCAUCGAUUCCUCCUCAAGAACCAACACCGUCAUUGUUGCCUGCGACCGCUUUGGUAGGGAGACUCUGCAUGCUGACGGGUUGGGUCUUUCAGACGAUCAGAUCUCCCUGAAGAUUCUCCAGCCGCUGACGCAAAAUAGCCUGCCCUUGAACGGCACGGGCGUGAACACGUGGGCCUGCCACGUGGUGGUGUUGGUGCUUAAGCAGCGUCGAAGCCUCCAUCACCACCUCCUCUACAGCCAGCUCCUCACUUCUGAAUUUGAUGACACCGUUUCCUGUCUACUGAAGGCUCUCCAACCUACCUGCGACUACGAUGACUACGCCGACUUCCUGGAACAACUCAUCCCAUUUUCUCGACUUUUUGCCUGCCUCGUCUCUACAUGUGAAGACGUUCGUGUCCGAAUUGGUGAUUUGUCGAUGAUCAGAGCUCUCAUUCAGAUGUUUAUCACGCAUCCCUCCUUGACCACCAGCACCUCCGCUGCAAGCCUCAAUCUUACGCUUGCUGUCUGUCAACUGCUUCACGGUUUGUCACGAUCUGCUGUUUUGCUUCACACCUUCUUCAGCGAUGUUUCAAUUGUGAACUGUUUGAUUGAGGUAUGCACUCGUCUUCUACCCACGGUCUUGACUGAUCCAAUUCACGCGGAAAUCGUGCUUGCUGCUUCCUCAACUCUAGUCAAUCUCCAACUCAGUCAACUCCCCGAUCUUGAUGUAAGGUUCCAGACGUCUCGGGUCAAAUGCAUUGACAUUUUUCACUCUCUCGCGAAUGUCGGCAGUGUGGAAGUGGAAAUUGCACUCUCCCUCCGUCUGAAUGGUGUCUGGGGUCUUGCCAGUGCGGCAGCUAUUGCUGCCUCUAAUCGACUUGCUAAUCGUCUGGAGGUUAUCGAACGUCUAGACGCAUCUUCCAUCGUCCCAGAGCUCAUCUCUCAAUGUAGUGCUCUCCUCUCGCCGCUGUUGCCUGUUGGUGGUUGGUCAGUUUCAAGUGGCGUCGAUUUUCAACUUAAAAGUGGUCCUUUGCUGUCACGUCUUCCCCGAUUCCGAAAGGAACUUCGUUAUAACCAUGUACAAAUGAUGGACUACAGUGAACGCGUUUUCUCCCUCCUGGCGAAAGUGUUAUUGUCGAACCACUCUGUCAGUUCCAAGUAUGAGGCGAUGGUAGUUCUGGCUAAUCUUCUCACUAAUGCUGACGCUCGUAGUCAGUUUUGGUACCAAAGUGAACUCAUUGAAGCUCUUGCAAAAACCAUUACGCCGGAUGCUGAAACAGCCCUUCUUUGUGGUGUAAUACUGGUGAUCGUGAACAUUCUGGAAGCUCCGGAACCUCUGGCGACUUCAGUGGGUGGAGAUUCACCGGGUGAACUUUUCACCCAAAUCCUCAGUCUCCUCCUCUUUGAUGAUUCCCGGAGCUAUCGCACUGGCUACAAAGCAUCCUCUUCUUCCUCUUGGUGUCGUCGUUCAUCGUUACGUUCAUCACAACGCCGAUCUGUUGCCACCACGACAACCUCUUCUAGUCCCAGUCGGCAAUCUCCCGAGGCCAUGGAAACCACUCCGGAUACUUCUAUUGAAGCCUCAAAACCAUCGCCACCUCCUGCGAUUGAAGCUGAACCCCAAGACAAACCCUUGCUCCGUCUACUAGGCAGCUUUAUUGAUAUCUUCCUUGUCUACUCGGAAACGAGUACUUCUUCUGGGUCCUCCACUUCUGCUGCCACCAGUAGCAGUAACUCGAAACAAGUAUUUCGAGAAGUCUGGGACUGGCAGUACCAGUGUGGCCGUGGUGGUGACUCCGAUGACGAAAGACCACGAAGACGGAGAGGCAAAAGAUUUGCCACUGUAGCCACCUCCACCACCACCUCUUCCCAUUAUCGCAACAGCUGCCCUCUCCUCCACCGACAGGAGGCCAAAUUUACUCUUGCUAAGAGCUUCACAGACGCCGCGGGGACCGCAGGUGGGUUGAAGAGCCUACUAACAAGUCUGGUUGGGGAUGUUGAAGAUGAACCGACUUCCCCAUCACCACCAAGGAGGGUGGAAGCAUCGGCGGGUAAUGCAAUCUCGGAGGAGGGUGAAUUUGAGGACAAUUAA